Messenger RNA from Tachyglossus aculeatus (Australian echidna), 2879 nucleotides. It is a transcript of the gene RAB11FIP4, whose product is annotated as RAB11 family interacting protein 4. The record is from RefSeq and is a predicted model, not a curated record. Gene Ontology annotation, biological process: regulation of cytokinesis; endocytic recycling. The transcript has 13 exons. Lineage: Eukaryota; Metazoa; Chordata; Mammalia; Monotremata; Tachyglossidae. Gene Ontology annotation, cellular component: endocytic vesicle; midbody; cleavage furrow. The coding region runs from base 164 to 1648 and encodes 494 amino acids.
GUUGCCUUGCGGCCCGGAAGGAGGUCGGUUGGGCGAGCAAAGGAGCCAUUGGGCCACCCCAGGGACACCCCGGGGACACGGCAGCGAGAGCCAAGAACCUGCCGCCGCCUUGGAUGAGGACGGGAUCCCCGCUCUACCCGGCUUCUUCGCCCAUGAAGGCACCAUGACUCUGGCCCGGCAGGAGACCCACCAUGAACCGGACAUGGACGGCGCCAUGGAGAGUGCCCCGAACUCCGAGCUGUCGGAUGUGAGCCCGGGCGAGGAUAAGGACGGAGGCCUGAGUGGCCCGGGUGGCCUCUUCUUCCCCGGAGACAACUCCCACAACCCAUCCGACCUCUCCUCACACUCCACGGCCUCCCUGGGCAGUAACGAGGAGCAGUUCGAGGACUACGGGGAAGGAGAAGAUGUGGACUACACUCCUAGCAGCCCCUGCCCUGACGACGAGACCAGAACCAAUGCCUGCUCUGACCUUGGUUCAUCCGUGUCUUCCAGUGCCGGGCAGACCCCCAGGAAGGUGCGACACGUCUACAAUAACGAGCUGCUGGAUGUCUACUGCUCCCAGUGCUGCAAGAAAAUCAAUCUGCUAAAUGAUCUGGAAGCCAGGCUGAAGCACCUAAAGGCCAGCAGCCCCAACCGGAAAAUCUCCAGCACGGCCUUUGGACGCCAGCUCCUCCACCACAGCAACUUGAGCAGCAGCAAUGGCAGCACAGAGGACCUGUUCCGAGACAGCAUCGACUCCUGCGACAACGACCUCACGGAGAAGGUGAGCUUCCUGGAGAAAAAAGUGACGGAGCUGGAGAACGACAGCCUGACCAACGGUGACCUGAAGAGCAAACUGAAACAAGAGAACAUCCAGCUUGUGCACAGGGUGCAUGAGCUUGAAGAAAUCAUGAAAGAUCAGGAGACCAUGGCUGAGCAGACCCUGGAAGAGGAGACCAAGCGGCAUCGUGAUGCCUACGGCAAGCUAGAGAAGGAGAUGGGCACGGAGCUCGAGCUGCUGAAUUCCAGAGUCCUGCAGCUGGAAGAAGAAAACGGAGAACUCAAAACCACAGUCACACGCCUCAAGUCACAAACGGAGAAACUAGAUGAGGAGCGGCAGCGGAUGUCGGACCGUCUGGAAGACACCAGCCUGCGGCUGAAGGACGAGAUGGACCUGUACAAGAAGAUGAUGGACAAGCUACGGCAGAACCGACAAGAGUUCCACAAGGAGCGGGAGGCCACUCAAGAGCUGAUCGAGGACCUGCGGAAGGAGCUGGAGCACCUGCAGCUGUACAAACUGGACUGCGAGCGGCCCGGCCGAGGGCGCAGCGUCUCCUCGGGCCUCAGCGAGUUCAACGCCAAGGCCCGCGAAGUGGAGCUGGAGCACGAGGUCAAGCGGUUGAAGCAGGAAAACCAGAAGCUCCGGGACCAGAACGACGAUCUGAACGGGCAGAUCCUAAGUCUCAGCCUGUACGAAGCGAAGAACCUCUUUGCCACCCAGACGAAAGCCCAGUCGCUGGCCGCCGAAAUUGACACGGCCUCGAGGGAUGAGCUCAUGGAAGCUCUCAGAGAGCAGGAGGAGAUCAACCUCAGACUGAGGCAGUACAUGGACAAAAUCAUUCUCGCCAUCCUGGACCACAACCCGUCGAUUCUGGAAAUCAAAAAUUGAAAGGAAGAUUGCCCCAGCCUGCACGUGCCUGAGAACUCCCGCACACGUCACUGGAUUUAAACAUCACUCGAACACUGUAAAUGGACCUCAAAAAAAAUAUAUAUAUAUAUCUAUAUGUAUGUGUGACGUGUGUGAGUGUGGCUGAGUGAGUGGAUGUUUUAAUUCGGUUGGGGCCACGGCUGAUCGGAAUCCUACAGAUUCAGAUUGGGUAGGUAUUUAUGCACUUUGGGAGGUGGGAGUUGAAGAGUGGCUGCUCUGUAUUAAUGUAAUAAUGAGUGACUGGAAUCCUGCGUUUUCAGUGCUGGGUAAAAAUGACUCUACCUCUGGUUGCAAGGAUUCAAAGACCUGGGGCAAGGGUGACCCGUUCUCUCCACCCUGUGCUACCCACUCCGCAAAGGGGAGAGAACGAUUCUUUAUCUUGAAGACCUUGACGGCUUCACCUCCACACGGGCACAGGUUGGAGGUGGCUGGCCCUCAGGCCAACAGACAUGGGUUUGGGUUUAGCUGGGGUGCCCGGAUGAGCGGGUCUGUCUGCCGGUGUUGAUCCGGUGCCUUUCGGCUCCUCUGAUUCCCACUGGUCAAUUGCAUGCUCGGUGUGUGGUAUCAGGGGCCCACUAGGACCAAAGGAUCCUCAUCUGCUUCUCACCUCCAUUUCUCCGUGGGUGGGGAGGUUCCUCCUGGGUGCACACGUGGCAUUCGUAAGUCUUAGGGAUCCUGGGUUUUCCAACAAAAUCAGAUGAUUGGGGGAGGGAAGAGAAGGAGGAGGUGAAAUAUCUUUGUCUUCUUGUAGCAAAGAUGUCUGGGAUCUCUAGCACGUUGGUCUCAAAGGUGCCUAUCUAGGACACUGUGGCCAGGGUCGGGGGCCAUGGCCACUCUGUGACGGGUCAUCUCCCCCAUAACGGGUAGGGCUGGUUGGGUUGGUGACGAAUUUACAAACCGGUUGAGCACGUAAUCGGGUCCGAGGACUGUAGAUGCCAGCCUUGGGGCACUCGCACUCUGAAGGGAAGGCAAUGCUGGGAUGUCAGUGGGACAUAGUUGGGGAAGUGAAGGAUUCCUGGGAUGCAAUAGGAAGUGAUGCUUGAGACUUUUUUUCACACUUCUGAGGACUUUGUUCUCCACAGAGGGUCUGGUUCGGUGCCGCUGGGAAACUCCCAGGUUGUUGCAAAUUUUUAAUGUUGUUUUUUUUGUGAUGCAUUUUCCUCAAUCAAAUAUAUCUCUCUAUUUUUCUGCA